CAAAUCCGUUUGCCGCUAUUCGCAGAGCCCGCUGCGAACCAAGGACAUUGUACUAAGAGAGUAGCAAUCAUUUAUUUGUUGGUAUUUGUGCAGUGAGUUACGAAAGAAUAAAAGUGAAUUUGUGGUCUUUUUAGCCUGCAUUAAUAUGAUUUAUGCAGGAAAAAACAAAUUCGAUUCGCCUGCAAACACAACCAAUAGCAACCAUAGCAAUACAGAAGAAGAUAAUAAGAAAAUAGAUGAGUCUAACAUUUGGUGGCGAAAUAAAAAGCAAUCUAGAAAAUCUAGGAAUUUUUCAAAUACAAUCAAUCUAGGCUUAGAAACAGAUAAACAGUUAAAUAAAGUGUUUGUUGAAGAUGAAGCACCAAUCAACAAGAAGUUGCCCAAAGAAUUGCUAUUACGAAUAUUUUCCUACUUAGAUGUUGUAUCGCUCUGCAGAUGUGCUCAGGUCUCGAAAGCUUGGAAUAUUUUAGCACUGGAUGGCUCAAAUUGGCAAAGAAUUGAUCUGUUCGAUUUCCAGAAGGAUGUAGAGGGCCCAAUAAUUGAAAACAUAUCUCGAAGAUGUGGAGGUUUUCUUCGACAAUUAUCCCUCCGGGGUUGCCAGUCGAUUGCCGAUGGCUCAAUAAAAACUCUGGCUCAACUUUGUCCCAACAUCGAAGAUUUGAAUUUGAACGCAUGCAAGAAACUCACGGACGCUACUUGCAAUGCCCUGUCUCGACACUGUACGAAAUUGCAGAGACUUAACUUAGACAGUUGUUCUAGCAUUACCGAUAAUUCUCUCAAAGCUUUAAGUGACGGUUGUCCGAAUCUUACGCACGUAAAUAUCAGUUGGUGUAGUAACAUUACGGAAAACGGAGUGGAAGCUUUAGCUAGAGAAUGUCCUAGAUUGAAGAGUUUUAUUAGUAAAGGUUGUAAACAUAUCACAUCGAGAGCUGUUAUAUGUUUAGCGAGGUUUUGUCAUCAAUUGGAAGUAGUAAAUUUACAUGGCUGCAGUAAUAUCAGAGAUGAGGCCGUGCAAGCAUUAGCAGAAAAGUGUCCACGAUUACAUUACCUAUGCCUAAGUGCAUGUUCUGGACUUACAGAUUCAUCACUAGUAGCGCUGGCCACGAAUUGUCACCUGUUGUCAACAUUGGAAGUUGCAGGGUGUUCACUUUUCACAGAUGCUGCUUUUCAGGCGUUGGCUAGGAAUUGCAGAUAUUUAGAGAAAAUGGACUUGGAUGAGUGUGUUCUCAUAACAGAUGCUACUCUAAUUCAUUUAGCCAUGGGGUGUCCUAGAAUUGAAUAUUUGACUUUAUCUCAUUGUGAAUUAAUAACCGAUGAAGGAAUUCGACAUCUGUCCAUGUCUCCGUGUGCGGCAGAAAAUUUAACAGUUUUAGAAUUAGAUAAUUGCCCUCUCGUCACAGAUGCUUCACUGGAACAUUUAACUUCUUGUCACAAUUUGCAACGAGUAGAAUUGUACGACUGUCAACUAAUUACUAGGGUUGGAAUUAGAAGACUAAGGAGUCAUUUACCAAAUAUAAAAGUACAUGCUUACUUCGCACCGGUGACACCACCUCCAACGGCUGGGGGCAGUCGACAAAGGUACUGUAGGUGCUGCAUCAUACUAUGAGAUAAUUGCCCCUUUGGUUCCCAAGGUCAUGAUUUGCCACCAUCUUAACGCUAUGUGUUCAUCGACGGUCAUGUAGUGUUGAUUAAUGCAAGGCAUUUUUCUUGCAACCUUUUCGAGGUAUCCUCAUUGAUAUAUUGACCAAAUGUAAUUUUUUUUUAAUUUGGAUUGAGGUGGAUUUAGGAGACGAUUUUAGAUUGAGAGCUAUAUAGCAUUAUUUUAAAUAAUGCCGAUUGGAGAAGUUAGACUUUCAUAUUUCUGGAUAUUCGUAUGUGAAAAUAUUGAAAGCUAUAUUAUGGAUGAUGCAUAGGUUAUAAUUGAAUCAUUAUUAUUUAAUCUAACAUCUUGAAAAUUAACAUAGUUUUUAUUUAUACAAAAGAAUCGAUUAUUGCAAAUCUGAAAGUUAAUCUCAAAAUAAUAAUAAUAAAAAGAGCUUUAAAGGUCAUUAAAAAAAAAAACUGUAAUUUAAUUGUAUUUAUUUUGAUUUUAGUUAUUGUACACUUCAUAACAUUUGUAUAUUUAUUUAAUGUAAUCUAUGGAGAAGGUAUUAAGACUGUUAGUUAAAGGUUACCUUUUUUACUUGUAAAUAAUAUUAUUAAAGAGAAAUCCUUGCAUUACAAUAAUGUACAAAAACUUAAAAAACUACUUCGGUUAAUGAUGAAAUUAAGUGCUCAUGAAGUUUUUGUACUAAAAAAAGAUAAGGGGCCAUAGGGGCAAGUUUUCGAUAAAUUUGUUAAAAUUAAUGUAUUUAAAUUAUGGUAUAAUUGUGUAGAGGCCUUUUUGAAACUAAACGAUUCUUGAUAAAACUUUCUUGUAGAUAAUUAUUGAUAAAUUUACCUAUAUUACUAUUAACUUUGUUUCUAUGGCAUGUCAUGUUGAUUUUUCGUUAAAUUAGACUUAGGUAUUGAUAGUUAAAUUUCAGAGGAUUCUAUCGUAUUCGUUCUCAAUAUUUUAUUGUAUACAGUUCGUCCAUUAUCUUACUAGUUAAUUAUUUUCGAAGACUGUUUAUUUUGGUUUGUUUUUUUAUUCAAUUUUUACCCCUACUGUCUAACAAGAUAUGACGUCAUCGAUGAUUUUUUUAAUUCAAAGGGUAUAUUUUUAUAUAAAAAACGAAAAGUCCAUAUUUUACUGAUUUCAACCAGUGGCGGCUUGUCCUAACGGGCCAAAGAACCGUGGCACUAGCGCAAAAUAUGUCGACAAAAAAAUUCUCGUCGUGUUAUUCCAAAACACAACAAAUAAUUCAAAUGACUGACAAUUCACUGGACUAUAUUCCGUCCGAGCCACAUCUCACAACGGCCCGGCCGCUAGCAUAGCAAUAUAUUGAAAACGGUUACGUUACACAUGCAGAAAGUACGUGUUUAAUACGUUUAAACGGGGUCACCUAAUCGAGUGGCCCGGAUUAAUUUUUUGAGUAUUUUAGUCGCAUAUUGGCGUUGUGCGUAAAUGCAUCGGCAGGCCGGUUUAAAUAAGUUGAAUGUUUUAUUAACUUUUGUAUAAUAAUAUAAAUACAGGGUUUCUCUGAUAACUGGAAGGAGAAGAAUUCUCACCCAAUUUUAUUAGGUUGUUGCUGUUACAUAUAUGACGUUGCUUGCUUGAGGUAUUGUUUAAUAUAAAAAAAUAUCCUUUUAAAUAAAUAAAAAAAUAUAUCGAUGACGUAACAUCUUGUAAGGUAGUGGAGGUAAAAAGAAAUAAAACUAAAAUAAAAAUCGACUUGUCGGGGUUUUACCUCAGAAAAUAAUUAAUUCAUAAGAUAAUGAAACGUUUCGACACUUUAUGAACAGAGUGUAAGCAUUUGGGUUGGAAAUCUAAAAUUAUCUAUGUUAGGCAACGUUUAGACAAAAAACGCCGAGACACGUCAAAUUUUAAAUUUAAUUUGGCUUUUGAUUAACCAUCGCUAGGACGAUGGCAUGAUGAAGCUAUCCAAUUUUUUUGAGUAGAAACCUAUAACGUAGAAUUUUAGGUUUCCAACCUAAAUAUUCACAAUGUAUAUUUUUUUUUAUAAAAGUUGAUAACAAAGAUUUAACUUAAAAGCUUGUACUCCAAAUCAAACAAGGAGAGAUGAAGAUGACUGGCGAUGAUAUUUUAACAUUUACAAAAUCGGUUAUAACAUCUUUGGAGUAUGUUCAAAAAUACUGAAUUUUUACUAUGUACAGUACAAAGAAUUUCAUCAGGUGCUUACCACGAAUGACAGUUAAUAGCCAUACAAGUCAUGAAAUGUAAAGACAUUUAUACAUAAAUUUAAGUAAGUAUCGUUUCCCAAUUACCAGUUUUGGGGAUUCCAUCAAUUAAAUAAAACAAUAACCAUCUAUGGCAACAAGACGUUACAAUGUGCGCGUUCAGCCGACGCAAUAGUUGAUUUAAACCAGAAACCUGUUUUUGAUAUGGUCAAAGUCAACAAUUAAAAAGCACCUGAACGGUAAAUGUGUGUUUAGAGAUUAGACAAUAUAAAUACACGUGGUGACCUCUAGUGGUGUGGUUACAAAAAUAAAAUUAUUUUCGGUUAUAAAGUAAGGUCAUAUAAAAUUAUACAAAAGUUAUAAUCAGUCAUAAAUGAAAUUUUUCUUCAUGGUUUAACUUUAAAAUAACAUUUUAAAAAACAAGUGUACACAAAAGUUGAAGUUGAAAGUUGAGAAAUGUAAGGUAACAUUUUUUAACUGCCGUUUUCUCGACUAUAAUAUUUAAAGUUAUUUGUGAAAAUUAUCCCAAGAACUAUUGAAUAUAACCUUUUUCCUUUGAAAUUUUAAUUUCAAGUCGAUAAAAAAACUUCUUGCAGCUCCCAUUUAAAAUUAAUUUUAAAUAAAUGACAAAAUAAUUUUUCUUCUAAUAUAUCACUAUUUACAAAAUCCCAAUUACACACAUUUGUUAAAAAAAAAAAAAAAAAAAUUUAAGUUAAAAUAAGCUCAAGAGAGGUCAAGAGAAACGAGAAAUUUUCGUCGAGACGAUAAUUCAGUAAACUGGACGCAAGAGUUUUUAAUAAGAGCCCGCGUUCAGUUAACUUGACACACUAAGUAUCAAAUAUCCGUGUUCCUAUAAACGGCGGUAUGCACUGAAAAUGUUUUCCAUAUAUAAAAUUAGUGAUGGGUCGCUUUGAAAAGUCCGAUGGAUUAGUCUGAAAAGUUGACUAGUCCAAACACACUUUUCAAAAGUGGAAAAGUGUUUUGCCCAUGCCCAAAAUUAAAUUAACCAAUUCGAUUUCUUACAAACAAACAGUGGCGGCUCCUGCCUUAGCACAUAGGUAAAGCCACGGAUUAACAUUUUCGGGUGCCUAGCCCAGAUUUUGACUCGAAGUCGUUAAAAAGCAAGUAUAUUAACGUGCGCAUUUAUCAUUUUUACAAAAUAAUAAAUAACAUCAUCCAAUACUUUUGUUUUUUGAGAUGAUGUAGGAAAAAAAAAGAACAAAUUCCAGUUAAAUGAGCGAAAAAAAUCCGAACAGACGCAUUCAUUGAACCUGCACUGCUCAUUAUAAGUUUAAUCUAAUGUACAUAGCAAUGAACAUAAUUUGCUAAAGAAUAUUUAUCUUUAAUUUUUUUUGUACCCCAUUCAUACCUCCGCUCAUGCCUGACGCUCCGUCGUAACUCUGCGCGAUCAACUUAUUUGGUGUCAUUAAUUAAUGGAUUAAUUUCAUUUAAAAUGCAAUUUGCUGUUGAAAUGGCAUUGUGUCCGGGAGGAUUUACAAAUUUCCAAAAUCUACUGGAGGCAAUGUAUCGUAGAAUAAUGACCAAUUGAAAUUCGUUAGCAACAUCGUUAGUUUCGUCAGAAAUUACAGCUACAUAAUUCGUUUUUUUAUUUCUUUAGCCACUUCUUCAUGGUAAACGCCAAGCAUGCAGUCCAAUAGUUCGUUCUGUAUGGUCUUAGAGGUCCCUUUAAAUACUGUUGCUUUGUUGAAAUGUAAAUUAAAUCUGCAUCUAAAUCAGAACUAAAAUCUAUCAAUUCUCGGAACACUCCUUUAUUUUUGGAUUCAACGGUUUCAUCAUGUCCGCGCAAUGCUAAUUCUAAUGCACCACAAAAUCUAAUACAGUUAAUAAUGAUGUUUAAAAUAUAUCUUUUUAUCAACUUGUUCAUUGUGGGUAAUAAUAUUUUGUCUAUAAGCCGAAUUUAAUUGAGUCAGUAUAUUUGAUUUUUCAAGCAAAGAAUAACUAAAAAUAUUAUUUACAUGGGUCUUACUGUUUUCAUGUGUUUUAAUUUUCUCAUAAAUGUGUACCAAAUCAGUUACACCAUGCAUCGUCCACGAAGAAUCGCCCCCGAACAAAACACACACAAAACAAAAAAAUGCGUCUUUUUUUUCAUCACAUCCACAAAUCCAGUUAUUUUUUAAGUACAAAUUCCGGUUAAACUUUCUUAUCCGGCCUUUGAAGUUUGGCGAACUUCAGGUGGAAGCCUUCUGCGUUUUUAUUGUUUCCAAAUCGGGAAGAGGUCUCCCAAGUUCCUUUAUUUGGAUUUUUUCCUCGAACGAGUGCGUAGAAAAAGAUUUCAGUAACGGAUUGCUUAUUUUAUUCAUUUUGCUUCGGACUUUCGGACGAUUUUUAAUUAAUUAUACUUUAAAAACUCAACUAUUCUAACUAGGUCGACUACUUGUCAUGGUGACUUUUCGUUACUUUUCCGGACAUGUCCGUCGGACUAGUUCAAAUAUUACUUUUCAUGAAAAGUCCGAUCUCUAUAUAAAAUUAUUGAUUAAGACUACAGUGACAUAUUUUUUUAUUACAAUAGUUACUGUUGGGUUUUGUGCUGAUGUUGCUAUGACUUAGUGAACACUGAACCUGCUAUUUAAAAAUGUGAAAAUCGUAAUAUGUGCGAAUUUGAUCAUCCAGUGUCGAAGUUGACAACUUAAAAAUAAUUUCCCGGUGUCAUUUCUUAUUUGGACACCCAGUACAUUACUGUAUGGAUUUUGUGUACAAUAAGGAUAACAUAUAUCAUUAACUUGAAGUGAAGAUAUUGUAUUGCGAGUGUAAAAAUCACUUUUACCUGUACAAAAUAAUUUAAUCAAAAAUGUUAAACCAGGAAUUUGGUUAUGGAUAAUCAAUCAAUUUGUAACUGGUUUCAAAAUAGUUUUUUAUAUGCCUUUUUGAAUAA
Messenger RNA from Psylliodes chrysocephalus, 6673 nucleotides. The record is from the annotation of a GenBank genome assembly. NCBI's taxonomy places the organism in Eukaryota, Metazoa, Arthropoda, Insecta, Coleoptera, Chrysomelidae.